UACAGCCUACAGCCAAAGCGCAAUGUUAGGGUGGACUUCGUUGUUAUCGCGUAGCCUACACCCCCUCUCUCUCUAACUCUCUGUCUCUCUCUCUCUCUCUGCCCGUCUCUCCCCCCUCUUUCUACUUCCCAUCUCUUCCUUAAUCCCAUUUGCCAUUGUACAUGCCCAAUCGCCAUAUACUUUCCGCAUUUAACUUGGAUGACAUUUUUAUUUCAUCAUUAGCAUUCGGCGCCAGACUGACGCGGUGGACACAGUUGCAUUUUGACUAAGGAGCGCACAAGACUUGGAUGCAAUAUCGAUAUUAUUUUGUUCUCUCUGAAGAACAUUUACUUUUCUGAUGUGUAUUUUAUUUUUGUCGUUCUCGAUCAUCUGGCAUUAGGACCACAACCUCCAAGCAGCAAUGCCCGAGACGGCGCAAGAGACGUGCACUCCGGUGAAAGACUCUCCCUUCUUCAUUAAGAACUUGCUAAACUGUGAUAGUAAACCAUCCAAACCCAAGCCCAUCUUCGCCUCGGCAAAGGUUGCUUUUGAAGGGGGCUUUUCUCUUUCCCAGGUCGGGGACUUCAACUUUCCUCGCUUUGAGUUACCCACACAGAGGUUUGCCUUACCGGCGCACUAUCUGGAGCGAGCCUCAGCAUGGUGGUAUCCCUACACACUCAGUGCAGCCAGUCAUCUACACAGAACCGAAGUUGCGGAGAAGGCAAGAGCAAGAGACUCCUCUCCAACCUCGUGCACGGAUCGCGACUCGCCAGACCUGGUGCUCAAAUCUGACCCAGACAGCAAAGAAGACGAGGACAACAAAAGUGGGGAUGAAAUAGUUCUUGAAGAGAGUGAUCCUGAGGACACAAAGAAAGACAGUGGGGUAGACGACUGGAAGAAAAACGAGGACGGUGGGGACAAGAAAGCAUGUCGAAAAAAGAAAACACGCACAGUGUUCUCCCGAAGUCAGGUGUUUCAGCUCGAGUCCACCUUUGACAUGAAACGCUACUUGAGCAGUUCGGAGAGGGCCGGAUUGGCAGCGUCUUUGCACCUGACAGAGACCCAGGUAAAGAUUUGGUUCCAGAACAGAAGAAAUAAAUGGAAGAGACAGCUUGCCGCUGAACUAGAGGCUGCCAAUCUGAGCCACGCCACUGCACAGAGGAUAGUGCGAGUGCCCAUCCUCUACCACGAGAACUCUGCCUCAGAGACUGGCAGUGCGACCGGGAACGUGCCUGUGAGCCAGCCGCUCCUCACCUUCCCUCACCACCUCUAUUACUCUCACCCAAUCGUCACCUCUGUGCCGCUACUCAGACCGGUCUGAAAAACAAGAGGUUGUUGUCUAUAUUCCUAACUCGUACAGAACACUACACAAUACAAACUAAAACAAUAUUUUUUUAAAGAAGAAAAAUAAAAAUAAAAAAGAGAGCCAUGCUUUCUGUCAAAGAGGACCUAUUGCGCAUUUUUAUAUUAGACUGCAGUUUACAUUUUCUCUGGUAUAAUUUCACACUAUUAGCAUAUUGUUAUUAUUAAUAUUAAAAGUAUUCUUCUAAUUAUUGUUAUAAAAAUAAUUAUAAUUAGGUCUAUUAUUAUUAGGCCUUUUGUUAUUAUAGCAGCUUUGAGAUAAUUUCCGCUAAGACUAUCCAGUUCACACUGCCCCAAAAUACAUUUCAGCAAGCCUUUUUUCCCCUCGCAGAACCAUAACAUUCAGGAAAUUACAUUGGAGUUAAUGUCGUUCAAUUUCCAUUUGCAACGUGUGUUAUGACAAUUCGGCAACAUUGGUUUGUUUUCUAUCGGACAAUGUGAUUUUUGAUAUGGGCAAUACUGUAAGCACUAGCAUUUGACCCCAAGUUGUGUGAUAGACCCAUUCAAUUCAUUGUUUUCUCUUUGCUCAGCUAUUUAGGAAUGAAUAUCGGACAGAUUAUCGAACGGGCUUAUUUUUUUCUUGUCUUUUUUUAACUUAAAGCGCUUUAGCAGCGGACAAUCAAGAUACAUUGUUUUAUGUACAAUAUAAUUGUAGCUUAUAGGCUUAUUGUUUUGAUGUACUGAUUCUCAUUUCUGCUUGCUCGACAAUGUCCUUAUAGCACAACUAAGAAUUACAUGUCAUUGCCUUUUGUGUUUUUGAAACUUGAUCAUGGUGUACAAAUGUAUAUGGAUAUAUUGAAUCGAGUCAAUGGAAGAAGCUACCAGGUGAUGCUAUUCCUUUGUACAGAAAAACACGUUUUGAUAUUGUAUUGCUGAAUUAUGUUGUGAAAUAAAUGGAGGUUAUUCCAUA
Molecule: messenger RNA, 2251 nt
Organism: Oncorhynchus tshawytscha (Chinook salmon)
Lineage: Eukaryota; Metazoa; Chordata; Actinopteri; Salmoniformes; Salmonidae
Product: homeobox protein HMX3
Exons: 3
Coding region: 401-1300 (299 amino acids)
Biological process (GO): regulation of transcription by RNA polymerase II
Cellular component (GO): nucleus
Molecular function (GO): DNA-binding transcription factor activity, RNA polymerase II-specific; RNA polymerase II transcription regulatory region sequence-specific DNA binding
Source: RefSeq, a predicted model, not a curated record